Molecule: messenger RNA, 1311 nt
Organism: Phyllotreta striolata
Lineage: Eukaryota; Metazoa; Arthropoda; Insecta; Coleoptera; Chrysomelidae
Source: the annotation of a GenBank genome assembly
AUGACUAAUGAAACCGAACGUCCGGUCAAAAUAUCCGCCUGGAAAACAGAGGAAAAAAUCCGGGAGAACUCGAUCAGACACAACCUGUCGUUGCACAACCGGUUCAUGCGGGUGCAGAACGAGGGAACGGGCAAAUCGUCGUGGUGGAUGCUGAAUCCGGACGCGAAGCCGGGCAAAUCGGUGCGGCGUCGCGCCGCCUCCAUGGAGACGAGCAAGUACGAGAAGAAGCGCGGCAGGGCGAAGAAGAAGGUCGAGAUGAUCAGGAACGGUUGUCUGCCUGAUACGACGCCCAGCCCGAGUUCGUCGGUCAGCGAGAGCCUGGAUUUGUUUCCGGAUUCGCCGUUGCAUAGCGGCACUUUCCAAUUGAGCCCCGAUUUCAGACCGAGAGCCUCCUCGAACACGUCCUCCUGCGGCCGCUUGUCCCCCAUACCCUCGCUGGUGGGAGUCGAGCCCGACUGGCCUCAGCACGGCCAGUUCGCCGGCCAACCUUUCGCCGCCGCCGCCGCCGCCGCCGCCGACGCGGUCUCCGACCAAUUGGCCGGCAAUCUGCAACAGGGGAUGAAGCUAGAGCCCGACGGCUAUUUGGGGUACAUAAACGGCCAGUCGGCCCAACCGCCGCCGCCUUACACCGCCCCCUACGAACAAUUUCCCGGAUGCCGCGACCUGAGCGCCCUGCACGCCACUUCCCCCUACGGCCUGACGCAGUGCCCCGUCCACCGGAUGCAGUCCUGCUCCUGCAUGCAACCCAUCAAAGUCGAGAGCAUGUCGCCGGCGGGCAUGUCCCCAUCGUACCCCCACUCCGAGCCCUCGCCGGACCCGCUCAACACCCAAUACAUGAUCAACCGAAUGCAACAACAACAACAACAACAACAACAGCAACAACAACAAAGGCCGGCGUCGAGCAGCCCGCCGCUGACGCCCCAACCCGCCCAAACGGCGGUCGCCCAGACCGUCCCGUCGACGAUGAUGGGCCAGAUGAUGGCGGCCCUCAACAACAGCACCCUGCUGGACGAUCUCAACAUCAACGUGGAAUCGCUGCAGGGCGGCUUCGAUUGCAACGUCGAGGAGCUGAUCAAUCACGAGCUGAACAUGGAGGGCGGCUUGGACUUCAACUUCACCGGCCAACAGCAACACCAACAGCACCACCAGCAGCACCACCAGCAGCACCAGCAGCAGCACCAGCAGGGGGUGAUGGUCGGAGGUGGCGUGGGGCAGCAGGCGGCGACGCCGGCGCCGGUGCUGGUCGGCGGACAGUCGGGCGCGCCGCCCGCCUACAACGCCGCCGUCACGACGCCCUCUUGGGUGCAUUAA